AAUGUCCAGCCAUUCUAUUGAUUACAUUCAUUUAGAUCUGAGUGACGAGGAGAACAUGGAGCCCGAAUUGAUUCCCUUAGUAGAAAUCAAAGUACCCAGUAAUGAGCAUGCUGAUUACAUCAUGAGUAGAUGGGUAACGCUAUCUAAUGAGGAUCAUGGGACAGUCUACCGCAAGAUUCACAUAGAAAUCGGAGAAAAGGGUGGAAAGUCAACGAUCCGUUCAAAAAUGGUGAACAAAUAUUCGAAACCGUGGUUCGUCCAUAUUGUCCACUUUUUUGUUGACGAAUACAACUUUAUUGAUGCAAAGGAGCUUGUCUAUCCUAUUGGAAAGUCUUUCUACAAUUUAAUCUGCAUGUAUACUGAAUCGAUGGAAAAUGAGUUCAACGUUCGUAUUGUAAAAAACAAUCUCACCCAAAGCGACGUAACUAUCAAGGGUAAGGACCAGAAUAUUUCAAAUGCUUGCAGAAAAAUCAACAAUAUUAUCGAAGAGUAUCUGAAUAUUCAAAUUGAUCUGGAGAAGGAGCGUAUGAAUCAUCUGGAAGACAUUCUUCGCGAAAGAACCAGCGUGCUUUUUCAAGCAACUUUUGCUGUUGAUGCUUUCUGCGAUUGA
Molecule: messenger RNA, 610 nt
Organism: Dimorphilus gyrociliatus
Lineage: Eukaryota; Metazoa; Annelida; Polychaeta; Dinophilidae
Source: the annotation of a GenBank genome assembly